Messenger RNA from Cladophialophora psammophila CBS 110553, 864 nucleotides. RefSeq lists its product as uncharacterized. The record is from RefSeq and is a predicted model, not a curated record. Bases 1 to 864 code for a protein of 287 amino acids. The transcript has a single exon. NCBI's taxonomy places the organism in Eukaryota, Fungi, Ascomycota, Eurotiomycetes, Chaetothyriales, Herpotrichiellaceae.
AUGGCUGUGCCUUUGCUUGUGAGGUUGCAGUCAUAUCUAGAUCCUCUGCUCCUUCUGAGCAUCUCCAUUGCCUACUUUCCCCUAACCCUUCUCUCUCAUCCGCUGCUGUUCGUCACAUCGCCUUCAACCUUCCGCUCAAAAUGGUUCGAAAAUUUCUGGCGGAUCAUUGGCCCCAAGAUGGCUGCUUCGGAGGCCCAAGUCAAUCACAUCGAAGAACUUCUCUCGCGCGCAAACAGGAAGGUCCUCGAACUAGGUCCAGGAGCAGGCGACCAAAUGUAUCACUACAAGCCUGCUCAGAUUGAGGUGCUGUAUUGCGCGGAACCAAACGCGUUCUUGCAUGGAAAGCUCAUUGAAAAUGCGGAGAAACAUGGGCUCGGCAAAAAAGCCGUCGCCCUCGAAGCCGGGGCUCAGCCAGGAAGCCUUCUACCUGCGCUGAAGAAGGCCGGUUUGAUCCCCAGCACGACGUCCAGUCUCCCUGAAAACGGUGUAUUUGACACCAUUGUUGCCGUCAAGAGCCUCUGCUCAGCGCCACAGAAGCAACUCGCUGCCACAGUAGCUAUCGUGCAGGCAUUGCUCAAACCCGGCGGCGAAUUCCUCUUCUUCGAGCACGUUGAGAACAAUGGAGAUUCAAUCACAAUGUCCUACGCCUGGUUGGUAGAUUGGAUCUGGCCUGUGUUUAUGGGCGGAUGUCGUUUGGACGGGAAGAUUGAUAGGGUCGUCUUGGGGAUGGGUGGUUGGGAUGAACGGAAGGUUACCACAACGGAUGAAUUCCAGGGUCACGAGGUACGAAAGCAUUCGAGUACAAUCCGAGCUUUUCCCUGUCGUCAACAAUCAUGGGGAAACUCAGUCAAUACUGAUAUUUGA